UUCCUAUGCUCUCUACAAUAUCCAACCAUCGACCCUCCAACCUUCUGCAGUACGAAAUGACGUCACGUCGGAAACGGAAAUCAAACAAUUGGUCCAAUAGUCAGGAGGCCGGGGGACCCUGUAGGAUCGAGCUCAAUAGUCCAAUGACAAGUCACACACAUAUAGGCGCUGUAUCGAGUAUGGCUCUGGCAACAGCUAAGUUAAUGCAUGCCACUCCUGGGUUUAUUCCUCAUACAUCCUGCCCACUUCAGGCAUUUGAUGGAAGGCGAAGAGAGAGUAAAAGAACCUCGUCUCAUGAUCUCGGACUAGCUGUUGGUUCAGAAAUCAACCAACAGAUGGAGACACGGUUCGAUCGGAAUCUUCUUCAUCCAUAGACGCGGCAAACUUUGCCACUCAUGCGCAUAAGUCUUUGCACGUUCUUAUGACAGUUAUGUUUAAAUAACUAUUUGGGCUUUUAAUAAUCAUGUGGACUUUGAAUAACUAUUUGAUUUUGAAUAGCUAUUCGGAUUUUGAAAUCUUCGAUUAUCUAGUCAAGCUAAUUUGACCUGGAUACAACUGAUUUACUUUUUUAGCAAAAGCAUUAUGAAAAGCCCAUUAGAGAACAUUUUAGUUUUUGAGAGAGAUGAAAUUACAUAUAAGCAAAGAACCAGCUUCCGACCCACAAUUUUUUAUUUAAUUUUCCCAUUUUUUAGAAAAAAACUCAGUUUCAGAUUGAAGACACGCAUUUUGUAUAAUCAUCUUAGCUAGAGAAAGGUGAAGUUGAUGGUUUUCAAUCUUACCGGCUGAAGUACAUGUAGGUUGUUAAUCGUUUUUUCAAACGAUCUUUUUUUUUGAAUAAAGAAAAACGACCGGUUUAAAAACUAUAGUUUUUUUGAAACGUUUUUGAAACUUUUAUCGCAAAUGAAUCUGAGCUUUAUGACAAUUUUUUUUCAGGU
Messenger RNA from Eurytemora carolleeae, 935 nucleotides. RefSeq lists its product as uncharacterized. The coding region runs from base 6 to 374 and encodes 122 amino acids. The transcript has 4 exons. The record is from RefSeq and is a predicted model, not a curated record. NCBI's taxonomy places the organism in Eukaryota, Metazoa, Arthropoda, Copepoda, Calanoida, Temoridae.